Molecule: messenger RNA, 1210 nt
Organism: Haemorhous mexicanus (house finch)
Lineage: Eukaryota; Metazoa; Chordata; Aves; Passeriformes; Fringillidae
Product: gastrula zinc finger protein XlCGF49.1-like
Exons: 4
Coding region: 356-1021 (221 amino acids)
Biological process (GO): regulation of transcription by RNA polymerase II
Cellular component (GO): nucleus
Molecular function (GO): DNA-binding transcription factor activity, RNA polymerase II-specific; RNA polymerase II transcription regulatory region sequence-specific DNA binding
Source: RefSeq, a predicted model, not a curated record
AAAAGGGAUUUCCGGUCAGCUCUGGACUUCUGCAAGAUCCAAACAUCGCUCCGCCCGCCCCGUCCCGAAAAAAGAAACAGAAACCGCCAAAGAUACUUCGGAGUCAGAUAUCCUCACCACGGGCUCUGACUUGAGCUGUGGAAAUUCCAUCUGUGCAAGCAGGCAGAGCUUGGGGUGAGGGGCAGAGGGAAUCAGCCCAAUUCCUUCUCCAGGCAAGAGUCCCAGUUUUAGAGAAUCAAGGCAUUAAUUGACUCUUACCAGAAUCUGCAACAGAAAUAAUUUCAUCCACACAUAGCCCAGGUGUGCAGAGAAAAUCAUUCCACAACAGGAUUUGUCAUUCCCAAGCCUUUGGUGGAUGGAAAAGGAAAAGCCUCAGAGAUCCCACACAAGCAGUGGCUGCAAACCCAGACCAGGGAGCUGCAGGGAGGAAAGAGCCCCCCUGAGCCAGGAAGGCAGCUGGAAAUCCAGCCGGAGCUCAGAGCCGGUGGAGAAGAAGCCUCAUGGCGGGGAGAAGCCACACAAGUGCUUGGAAUGUGGGAAGGGUUUCAAGUACAGCUCCCAUCUGAGGGAGCACCAGAAGAUCCACACUGGGGAAAAGCCCUACAAGUGUGGGGAGUGUGGGAAGGGCUUCAGCAAGAGCUGCAACCUCAUCAGCCACAGCAAGAUCCACACUGGGGAACGGCCCCACACCUGCCUGGAAUGUGGGAAGAGCUUCAGGCGGAGCUCCAGCCUGAGGGAACACCAGAUGUUGCACACUGGGGAGAAGCCCUUCGAGUGUCCUGAGUGUGGGAAGAGGUUUCUGAGGCCAUCCCGUCUCCUUCUGCAUCAGCGCAUUCACACAGAGGAGAGGCCCUUCCACUGCCCCGACUGCGGGAAGGGCUUCAAGCACAACUCCACCCUCCUGAACUGGCGCCUCCACACAGGGGAGAGGCCCUACGAGUGUGGGGAGUGCGGGAAGAGCUUUGUGCGCUGCUCCAGCUCCAUCCCCCAUGGAGCAUCCACAUUGGAUGAUCCCCAGUGAGCCCUGCUGGGCAGAGCCUUGGUGAUUCAUGGUCCUCAUGAUCCCUCUUGGGUAUGGGAAAGGUGCUGGAGAGAUUUCUUUCCCACCUCCUUGUCCUGGUGUGAUUUGGCUGAUAAUAAAUUCACUCCCUGUGCCCAGACUGGGUCUGUUGUGCCCGUGCUGGUGUUCAGGGUGGAAUCUCUCCCGUUC